Molecule: messenger RNA, 2178 nt
Organism: Aspergillus niger
Lineage: Eukaryota; Fungi; Ascomycota; Eurotiomycetes; Eurotiales; Aspergillaceae
Exons: 6
Coding region: 1-2178 (725 amino acids)
Biological process (GO): DNA-templated transcription; regulation of DNA-templated transcription
Molecular function (GO): DNA-binding transcription factor activity, RNA polymerase II-specific; DNA binding; zinc ion binding
Source: RefSeq, a predicted model, not a curated record
AUGUCAUCUUCCAACAGUCAAGCUCCACGGACUCUUGCUCCAGCUACUGUCAUUAGUCCCCUUGCCAAUAAUUCCGUUCAAGAAACUGUCGUCAAGCCAAUCCGAAAAAGAACAAAUGCCUGUGAAGCAUGCAAGAAGAGGAAAACAAAAUGUCUAGGAGAGCUUCCGUGUGAUAAAUGUCUUCAAAUAGGCACAGAAUGUCAUUUCGUGGAAGAAUCUGAUAGACGAAGAAAGCUUGCACUGCGCCGUAUCGAACAGGAACUGAGCUCAGCCUACUUGUUACUCGAUCAAAUCAGAGUGGCUUAUGGAAAAGGUAACGAGAUAGAACUUGAAAGACUCAUUAACAUAUCAAAGGAUAAGUCGCCUCUGGCUCAGAGGAUUGAAGUUCAAACGCAGCAGAAACUGCAGUCUCUUACGUCGAGAUCCCAUGCUUUGAAAGAGCCUCAAAGAUCUCGUUCUAUUUCAUCCUCUUCGUCGAUGGGCUCGCUUGACGAUAUUGAUACUGUUGAUAUUGAUGUGAACAGAGACAGGCAAAGCAGAUCAACAGGGUUCGUGGGAAAAGGUUCUGAGAUUGCUUGGCUCCAGAGACUUCACGCUGAAGUUGGCGGCUUAGAACGUCCCGGUACCGAGCAGCACGUCAAGCAUGAUAAAGGAAGUCUCGCUUCUCUCAAUUAUCACCUCGAUAAUCUGGUUAUAGCAGAACCAAGUUAUAGUGAUCUCAAUGCAAUGCCACCAAAGCCUUGGGCUGACCAACUGCUUCACACUUACUUUUCAUUCAUACACCCAACAUUCCCACUUCUUCUCAAACCUUUGUUUUACCAGCAGUACGAGAAUGCUUUCCGUAAUCGCUUGUCAGCCCCUCAGCAAAGCUGGCUCGUGAUCUUCAACCUAGUCAACGCUAUUGGAGCUAAACAUUUUCAGUUGCGCCAAGAGCACUGGGACGAAGAUGUUGAUGAUCGUAUCUUCCUUUCAAGGGCCAUUGCACUCAAUGCAAAGCAUAAUACGAUUUUGGACUAUGUGGACUUACAACAGGUCCAAAUAAGGAUGCUUCUAGCACUCUAUUAUCUCGUUGCUGGUCUGACUCGUGACAGAUCAUGGCAAUUAAUAGGCUGUACUGCCCGAUCUGCUAUAGCUUUGGGGCUUAAUCUCCGAAACAGCGAUGGGAACUUAGAUCACGACUCGAAAGUAUUGCGUUCCAGCCUGUGGUGGUCAAUCGUCUAUCUGGAGCAGAUACUUUGUACUGCAACAGGCCGUACAUCUUGUAUUGACUGGAAUUGCUGCAGUAUCACGGCCCAUUCUACAAUCUCUAUCCGGCACGCCGAAGCGAAAAACAGCAUCCAGAUCAGCAAGUACCAGAAGAAGCUGGAAGAAUGGCUAUCAUCAUUAAAAGAGUAUUGGAGCUUUACCGAUAGCCAUGGACACUACACGAAGAGCAUGGAGUGUCGAGAAAAGAUAUUACUUGCGUUCAGCUUUUAUAGCAUCGAGAUCGUUCUUAAUCGUCCCUGUCUUACCCGCCCCGAAUUUCAAAAAAAUUCAAAAGUCAGGCGCCCUCGCUCUAGACUUGGAGUGGUUAUGCACAAUGGCACCAUGGUGGUCCAUAGUUCAUCACUUGAUGCAAGCAUUGGUGAUAUUACUGCUUCAACUGUGUGUAGGACCUGUCGGAGCCUCCGAACACGGAGAAAUCACUGGAGGUGGGGGAGCUGUGGGAACAGCAGAAGAACCGAGAAGAUACUCCAAGUGUCAAAAAAGUGCCUCCGUUGGUUAUUUUCUAUUGGCAAUCGAAGUUACAGUGCGAGAAAUGCCUUCAUAACUUGUGAUCGUCUUUUACGCAAAAUUGCCAGCGUUCGAAGAUUGGACCUAAGUAACCUACCAGCUUCGUCGAAUCUAGCUGAUCGAACUGCCGACAAUAAUCUCCUGCCCUACUAUCGUGGGUCCUUCAAUCCUGGCUAUACUCGUCUACCGCAUCUGAAAUCAUCGAACAGCUCGUCUCACAAUCAUGAUGACUGCUGGGGAGCAGAUUACACACAUCCUGAGUCAGCCACUGACGAGCAAGAAUCCACUCCCUUAACCUUGGACCCUGCGCUGCUUGAGGUAUAUGAAACUCUGAUUGAAAAUCGCUCAACCAGUGAUAUCGAUGUCUUUGAAGGCGACAUUGAGUAUCCGCAUGGAAGUUACUGA